CCAGGACUCAGAGAGGCUCUUGUUCCAGUGGCUUCCCCCAUUAAGCGCUCCAGAUUGGGGCAGGACUCAGUCCAAUAGAGGGCCUCCAACCUCCAGGGACCACAAACCAAAGAUCAGCUCUCCAUUUUAAAAAGAGAAAGGUGGAUUUCUACAUCUACAUUUUUAUACUAUACUUUUAAAAGAUGAUGAGACAAAGGACUUUAAAAAAAAGCUUCUCCAUCUAUUUUGAAAUGGAAUAUCUGUCUUUUCUCCACCUUCGAUCUGGACUUUUACAUUUUUAAUUUGGAAUUUUUUAUUUCUUAUUGCUAUUUCCUCCUGGAAGUGCUGUUCUGGUCCCUCUCUGGUUCUUCUCAGACUCUGUGAUGUUCUAAUGGGACGAGUACUUACCAUUACUCUCAAUUAGCCACACUUACCAGACCGUGAUGACUGGUUAUUGUGCAAUAGUUUUGGGCUAGUGCUCCUUAGUGGGUAGAACCCAAAUUGAGAGCUGGGUGUUUUGGGUGUGUGUGUGUGUGUGUGUGUGUGUGUGUGUGUGUUUAACCAGCCUUUAUACUGUAGCUAACCAAAUAUUCACACAAUACAGGGCAACACCUUUCAGUGCCACCUGCAUUUCAUUGUCCCAGACAAUUAACAGUAAAUCAAAAAUAAAAUGGAUGACCACAGAAACUCUAGCUUUCUUUGCCAUUCCCACCACCCACGAUGGCCACAGUCUAGUGCCGGAAAGAGACGACGAAAAAAAACCUCAAAGCAAAAAGUGAAAAAUCCUGAUGGCUCAUUGUGUCCUGUGUCCUCGACCCCGGUACUACGCAGCCACAGCUGGUGGGGCAACUGUUUUCUCCUUUCUCUAGUCAUGCUAUCAUACUUGCCCUGUGAGGCCUGGGGCACCACAUUCAAAAUUGCCAUUGUAGGACCGUGGACAUGUGACCCCAUGCUCUCCAAAGCCCUGCCAGAUCUGGCUGCACGGUUAGCCAUGAGCCGAAUAAACAAAGACCCCGACCUCAACAAGGGCUACUGGUAUGAUUACACACUAAUUAAUGAGGAUUGCUCCAGCUCGAAAGCCCUGGCACACUUUGCUGAACUGGAGGGCUAUGGUUCGGCCUUUCUUGGACCGGCAAACCCUGGCUACUGCACUGCUGCUGCGCUGCUAGCGAAGAAUUGGAACAAGGGCAUCCUGUCCUGGGCUUGUCUGAAGGCUAACAUGGAUGAGGGAAUGUAUUCCACCUUCCUGCGGCCGCUCCCAUUGUCUUCUCGUGUGCUCCUCUCCGUGCUACGCUUUUUCCGCUGGGCACAUGUUGGGAUUAUAACAGCAGAGAACGACAUGUGGGAAGCGACUGGGCAUGAACUGGCAGCUUCCUUGCGUGCCCUUGGUCUGCCAGUUGGUGUGGUUGUUACCAUGGAAACGGACAAGGAAGGGCCACGGCGAGCACUAAAGACAAUACGGGAGACCGAUCGAGUGAGGGUUGUCAUCAUGUGCAUGCACUCUGUUCUGAUUGGUGGAGAGGAACAGUAUCAGUUGCUAACCACAGCAAUGGACAUGAGAAUGAUUGACCGAGGGUACAUCUUCAUUCCUUAUGACACCCUCCUGUAUUCACUGCCAUAUAAAAAUGUGAACUAUCCAAUCCUGGCCAAUGACACCAAACUGCGACGAGCAUAUGAUGGGGUCCUGACAAUAACCAUGGACCAAGGGGAACAAAACUUCUAUGAGGCAUUUAGUGCAGCGCAGGAAUCCUACGACAUACGUACCAGCACACCACCCGAAGAGGUUUCUCCAUUCUUUGGGACCAUCUAUAACAUGCUCUAUUAUACAGCCAAGGCUGCAGAGCAGAGCCGAGUUGCGAGUGGAGGGCGCUGGGUAUCGGGUGAUGCACUGGUUAAAAAUGAGGGAGGAUUUGAAUUCAAUGGCUUUAACCAGCGGAUAUCGGCAGGUACAGAUGGAGAAGGAAUGCAGGCCCGCUACGCCGUCCUUGAUUCAGAUGGCUCUGGGUCCAGCCUACAUCGCACACACGCCCUGGAAGCAUCGCACACACAUGGGAAAUAUGGAGGGUUGAAGUUCCUGGGGAAAUCGAUUCAUUUUGCUGGAGCGUCUCCGAGCACUGACUCAAACUGUUGGUUCAGUCCUUAUGUCGCUUGUAAUGGAGGCUUAGAUGGAGUGACCAUUUUCUUCUUUUUUCUCUUGUUCUGUGUGUUUUUAAGUGGAGCAAGUGUAUUAUUUCUACAUUUAAGGAAAUAUGGGAUGGGGUUAUUAGGAGCAUUUGGUGGAGGAGGAAAUGGAAGCCCCACUAAGAUAAUACUGACACUGGAUGACUUGGUCUUCAUCAACACCACACUCAGCAGGAGGAAGCUGAAUGAGGAGAGUAUGAAGCUGAAUGAGGAGAGUGCGGUGAAGAGUCAACAAGAUCUUAAAACCCCUCGCCACUCAGUUUCAGGACGCAGUUACAUUGCGUCAACUCCUGAAAUGUCCAACGUUGCUGUAUUUGAGGGUGACUGGGUCUGGCUGAAGAAGUGCCCCUGUGGAGAUUCAGUUUCAGAAAUCAGUGAAAGCGCUCAGACCAUCUUUAUUAAGCUGAGAGACAUGCGUCAUGAGAAUCUGAACCUGUUUCUGGGUCUGUUCUUGGAUACUGGCAUAUUUGGCAUUGUUACGGAGCAUUGCACCAGAGGCAGCCUGGAAGACCUGCUCAACAACGAGGAAAUGAGACUGGACUGGAUGUUCAAAUCCUCUCUUCUCCUUGACCUGAUCAGGGUGAGGAAUUUAGGACUGAAUGAAUGCGUGGUGCAGGUGCACAUGUGCCAAUUUGGGGCGUCUAUGCUGGAGGUGGACGCAGAAAUGAGCAGAUGA
Messenger RNA from Carassius gibelio (silver crucian carp), 2836 nucleotides. Its product is annotated as retinal guanylyl cyclase 2-like. Gene Ontology annotation, molecular function: guanylate cyclase activity; peptide receptor activity. The record is from RefSeq and is a predicted model, not a curated record. The transcript is spliced from 12 exons. NCBI's taxonomy places the organism in Eukaryota, Metazoa, Chordata, Actinopteri, Cypriniformes, Cyprinidae. Bases 650 to 2836 code for a protein of 728 amino acids. Gene Ontology annotation, biological process: cGMP biosynthetic process; receptor guanylyl cyclase signaling pathway.